Thalassophryne amazonica is the source of this 3872-nucleotide messenger RNA. RefSeq names its product DENN/MADD domain containing 2C (gene dennd2c). Bases 381 to 3131 code for a protein of 916 amino acids. The record is from RefSeq and is a predicted model, not a curated record. The transcript has 19 exons. NCBI's taxonomy places the organism in Eukaryota, Metazoa, Chordata, Actinopteri, Batrachoidiformes, Batrachoididae.
UCUCAGUCCGAGUCGGAGAAUGAGGACUGUUCUGCUUUAACUUUUCGCCGUGGGUACAGGUUUAAAGUGUAGGGGACGCGUUUUCUUACAACAUAAAAAAGUGGCAAUUUUCUGGAUAAUUUACCAACAACUACUUCAAGGUUCCAACUUUAGUGUGAAUCUCUUCAAAUGCUUCUCGUUUCAAGCCACGAGAGGUUGUUUACUAAAGAAGACACAAGGAAAAUGAUAUUCUGAUAGAUGCAUGAGGACACAAUGGAACCCCCCCUUUUUUUGGAUUAAUUAAUAGAUGAGCUAGUUUUUCUGUCUGUCUUUGCAAGUAAACUCCUGAUGCAUUCACCAAUGGAGAACUCUGGGUGAAUGGACGCUAGCCUCCUCUCAUCAUGCUGUCUCUGGGGCUGGAGCAGCGCAGGCGAGGGGGCACUGAGGUUGAGCAUCUGCAAAAACAGUCCACUGGUGCCUGGCAGGCCCACCAAUCUAGAAGGCAUCCUUCUCAUGAUCACGGCAUGAACAUCAGGCAGAAGAUCUCCCAGUGGGAAGGUCGCACUCAGCAGUGCAGCAACUGGAAUGCCGGGGUGAAGGCACAUCCUCCAGUUGUAUCCCGAAGUCUUUCUGGGGAUGUCCUCGACAAUGGAUUUCGCAUUGAGAAAUCGAAGGGGAGCCAUCAAACUACAGUUUUUAAAGCCAAGAGUCUGGGUUUAGACUUUCGGGAGGUUGGCAGCAAGUUGGAACCUUUGAAGAAUCAUUCAACCAUAACUCCAGGAAGUAAGCAACCCGUGGCAUCCAUAUUUGCAUCGCCUAAAAUGGAGGCCAAUACUGCUAAGCCUAAACAAACCUCAACUGCCAAUGGGGAUAAAAUGAUCAAUAACAUUUUGGAUGUUGAAGUAGUUUCUAAACCUCUACCUCUGUCAACUGACGACCAAGAAGACUGCAUGCCUGCUGGGAACUUUUACACGUCAAGGGGAUUCUGGCGGUGGCUUGAGGGGGACAAAUUAUUUUGGGAGAAAGGCAGAAGGUCUUCAGGUGAAGUUCCACCUCCUACUAAACCUCAACGGACAUUCCUGUAUCAGGGCAGCGACAACAACACUCGGCAAACAAUUCGAUGGGACAGCCCAGCAAAUCACAGUAACCACUCCAACAAGAAGAGUACGAAAAUAGCCCAACCACCGAACUUCCCACCUCCUCCGUGUCCUGGUGUGAAGAGCGAAGGACUUUCAAGGCAUAAAAAAAGCAGGAAAUCCUUUGAAUAUGAGGAUGCUGUAACGGCGAAGCAAAGCAUCCUGGGAGUGGAGAAGGGGCACUCAGCCCUUUACCAUGCCUACUCUGAGGACAAUAUUUAUGAGGACAUCAUCUGCGAUGUAACCAGAGAAAACCCGUAUGAGGACGUCAGGUUAUCGCCGAUGUGUCUCCCUGUUGGUAGGCCUCACGCUCCAAAGCUCCCACCUAAGCCCCAGGUUUUACAAGGCUACACAAGCAAAGCAGAGAAGGACUCCCGCACUUUCAUUUCAUCCAAAUCCUUAACCUCUGCAAAUACUCCAAAGCCAACUACAUUUUGGCACGUGAACACUCAGAAAGUACAGCCUCGGUUCGUCAACAAGAUUGAGACAAUCUUCGAUGACAAGAGAGGGAGGAAGCGAGUGAGGGGCCAAGGAGUCUCCAUGCGAGAGGAGACCAGUGGGACGGAGAGCGACCCCGAGGACGCUAAAGCACGCUCCAGGCGAUCGGUUUACAUCCAUUCCUCACUGAAGCGUCGGCCGGGCUACAAAACCCUUGAGAAGGAUCUGAUCCAGCUGCAGCAGCAGCAGCUUUUCCAGAUGUUUGUGGUCGUGUCGCUGAAAAAAGAUGCCCAAGGAAACGCGUACUCUCCUGAAAUCACACAACAGUUCCCCAAAUGGUCAGAAUUUGACAGCACGUCUCGGCUCUCCAGAGAGGCUGAGGAUCAGCUGAAAGUCAUUCCCAAAUUCUGCUUUCCUGACUGUGAGGAUUGGAAGCCCUCUGCACAUGUCCCAAGCGAGACCUUCUCCUUUGUUCUGACGGGGGAAGACGGCAGCCGCUGGUUUUGUUACUGUCGUAAGAUCCUGCCUAGUGGCAAAGGGAAGCAGCUUCCAGAGGUGCAUUGUGUUGUCAGCAAGCUGGGCUGUUUCAACCUGUUUGCAAAGAUUUUGGAGGAGGUAGAGAGGCGCAGGGAGAUUUCCCCAGCACUCGUUUACCCUUUUAUGCGUAGCGUGAUGGAGGCGCCAUUUCCAGCACCUGGACGCACCGUCACCGUAAAGAUCUUCCUCCCCGGCUCCGGCAAUGAGGUACUGACUCUGUGUCGUCCUGAGGACUCGAGACUGGAGCAUGUAGACUUUGACACUCUACUGCAGUGCCUCAGUGUUGGAAAUCUCCUGCAGGUGUUUGCGUCCCUUCUGCUGGAGAGGAGGGUCAUCAUGGUCGCUGACAAACUCAGUGUGCUGUCUCGGUGUGGCCAUGCUGCGCUGGCGCUGCUGUACCCGUUCACUUGGCAGCACACCUUCGUGCCCGUUUUGCCAGCCAGCAUGUUGGACAUAAGCUGCUCCCCCACGCCGUUCCUCAUCGGGGUGCUGGCUCCGUGCCUGCCGCAGCUGCUGGAGCUGCCCAUCGAGGAGGUGCUCAUAGUGGAUCUGUGUACAGACAGGCUUGUCGUUCAGCUUGGCGAUGAAGACUGCAUCCUGCCGAGUAAACUGCACGCCGCCCUGCAGCAGGUCCUGGAUGAGAGGAAGGACAUCCUGGCACAGGGGGAUGCCGACGGAGACCAGCAGGCUGAUCUGAGCUCUCUGGUGUCCGAGGCUUUCGUGCGCUUCUUCAUAGAGCUGGUGGGUCACUAUCCCCACCACAUGGUGGAGUCCUCCGGUGGGAACAGGGAGUUUCAGCGCGACAGCUUCAGGAAAUCGCAUCCCUCCCGUGGAGUUCGCCAGUUCCUGCAGCUCUUCAUGGACACCCAGAUGUUCGCCGGCUUUGUUCAGGACAAAGAGCUGCGUAAAGGAGGGGGAAAAGGUCUCUUUGAAACCCGAGUGACUGAGUAUUUGGAUUCAUGCCCGGAGCUGGAACCCAGCAGUGUGAACAAAUUUUUUAAAGGACUUGGAAGCAAGAUGAAGUUUUUACAAAUUAAAUGAAAACUGCCAGCAGACACUGAUUCAAAGCGGACACUUACUGGCCCCGCAUUGGGAAAAUAAAUGACCCAGGGCCGCAUGCCGAUGAGGACGAGGCAGGGAUGAAGUCGGCCGAAAGUAUCGGAGGACCGGUCUCGUCUCAUUCUCGUGGAUCCAUGUCCGACUGUGAGAGCAGUUUUUUUUUAAUUAUUAUUAUUAUUAAAACUGGAACCCCCUUUUUCUUUACACAGUGUCUUGUAAUUGUUUUAUGAAGGCAUGGGGACAAGGUCCUGUGUUCUUACAGAGCUACAAAAAACAAAACAAAAAAAAACAUUCCAAUUAUAGCUGUUGUCAGUACCUUUUGAAUGGUUGUAGAAACAUCUAAUUUGAAGAUGAUGAUCAUUGCUGCACAAUCUGGUCAUUAAAUGCAGCACGAAUGUUUAAUUUCAGUCAAACUGAAAAUGUGUGAUACGUGCCGGUAUAUAAAUCCUGUGGCAUUUCUUCAGCAGAAAACAUUGUGUGUUUGUUCUGUUAUCAGACCAUUUCAAAGGAUUUCAACGUCAUAAACCAAAAGAUUUAAGUGCAGAUGUGGAGAAAAGUCUUUCUGUCCUCAUUGUUCCUGUUAACUGGAGUUGGAAAUGUUUUAGUUUACAUUUUGCACAAUGUUAAAGUAGUGUACAGUAUUUUUGAAUGUUUGUUUUUUUAUUAUUGUAAUUAAAAUAUGAAAUGUUCAACAUACUUUUUAAAUAAACUGGUUCAUAAGGA